AUGCGUCUGACCUCUGUCCUUCCCGGGUUCCUAGCCUGCGCCUCAGCCGCCUCCAUCCCCCGCCAAGCCGACCCCUCGUCCUGGAGCAUCACAAACUUCUUCGCAUCCGGCGCCCGCUUCAGCAUCACCACUACAUACAGCUUCGAUAUCACCGACGGUACCACCUCCACCUACUGCGUAGCCCUAAUCUCGACCACGCCUGACAUCGGCUACGCUCCGCUCACGGAAUGCGCCGAUUCGACGUACUCGUUUUCCUUCGGCCUCCCCCCUUACAACGAGACGGAUCCCGGGUACAACCUGCAGGUCUGGCAGGCGGAUCCGAACGACGCUUCUUGCGGAGCCGCAGGGACGCAGUGUGUGUACACAGGCAUCAAGUUCUUUCCGGCAAGUGACGUGGAGACGGUUGUUGACCCGACGAACCCGAAUGGCAACUAUGAUCGGUUGAAUACGGCUCCGGAUUUCACGCUUGAGCGUACUGGGGUGCACAUUUGA
Molecule: messenger RNA, 492 nt
Organism: Diaporthe amygdali
Lineage: Eukaryota; Fungi; Ascomycota; Sordariomycetes; Diaporthales; Diaporthaceae
Exons: 1
Coding region: 1-492 (163 amino acids)
Source: RefSeq, a predicted model, not a curated record